AUGGCCGACCUGUCCACCACGGCACCGCUCACGCGCGCAUCCGUGCAGGCCGCGCAGGCCGUCAUCGCGGCGCACGUGCACCGGACGCCCGUCGUGGCCUCGCAGACGCUGACGGCGCUCGCCUCGACGCCGCGGCCGGACCUGGCCGGCACGCGCUUCGCCUCGGCCGGCCGCGCGCCCGCCCGCCCCACGAUCCGCCUCUGGUUCAAGUGCGAGAACCUGCAGCGCGUCGGCGCCUUCAAGGCCCGCGGCGCCUUCCACGCCGUCGCCAGGCUGCUCCGCGACGACGCCUGGGUGGCCGCCGGCGGGAGGGAGCGCGGCGUGGCUACGCACUCGUCCGGCUACGCAGGAAACCACGCGCAGGCCCUCGCCCUCGCUGCCAGAGAGCACGGCAUCCCCGCGCACAUCGUCAUGCCCUCCGUGUCGGUGCCGGCCAAGGUCGCCGCCACGCGGGGCUACGGCGCGCACGUCGUGUUCAGCGGGAGCACAGCCGCGGAGCGCGAAGCCGUCGCGGCCUCGGUCGUCGCGGCCACCGGCGCGCGCCUCGUGCCGCCCUACGACCACCCGGACAUUAUCCUCGGACAGGGCACCAUGGGGCUCGAACUACAGGAGCAAGCCGCCGCGCUGAUGGCGUCGCCCGCGCGGCCGUACGCCAGCAGCGGCACGGCGCUCGACGCCAUCAUGACGCCGUGCGGCGGCGGCGGGAUGCUCUCCGGCGUGGCGCUGUCGUGCGAGGGCACGGGGAUCCGGGUAUUUGGCGCGGAGCCGUCGUUUGAGGGCGCCGACGACGCCGGGCGCGGGUUCGCGGCCGGGGAGCGCGUGGCGGCCGUGGCGUCGCGCACCGUGGCCGACGGGCUGCGCACGCCGCUCGGCGCGCUCCCGUGGGACGUCAUGUACACGCGCGGGCUCGUGGCGGGGCUGUACAGCGUGAGCGAGGAGGAGAUUGUGGCGGCGAUGCGGCUCGUGCUGGAGCGCAUGAAGAUGGUCGUGGAGCCGAGCGCGUGCGUGCCGCUCGCGGUCGCGCUGUAUGACGAGGACUUUCGCGCCAUGGUCGAGAGAGAGGCUGGCGAGGCCGGGUGGGACCUCGGCAUCGUGCUGAGCGGCGGGAAUGUCGGCGUGGAGGCGCUGGGCGAGCUGUUUGGCAAGGGGGAGUGA
Molecule: messenger RNA, 1155 nt
Organism: Cordyceps militaris CM01
Lineage: Eukaryota; Fungi; Ascomycota; Sordariomycetes; Hypocreales; Cordycipitaceae
Product: Pyridoxal-phosphate dependent enzyme, putative
Exons: 2
Coding region: 1-1155 (384 amino acids)
Biological process (GO): D-serine biosynthetic process; L-serine metabolic process; pyruvate biosynthetic process
Molecular function (GO): pyridoxal phosphate binding; magnesium ion binding; L-serine ammonia-lyase activity
Source: RefSeq, a predicted model, not a curated record